This is a messenger RNA of Neurospora tetraspora, 461 nucleotides long. RefSeq lists its product as uncharacterized. The transcript has a single exon. Bases 38 to 367 code for a protein of 109 amino acids. NCBI's taxonomy places the organism in Eukaryota, Fungi, Ascomycota, Sordariomycetes, Sordariales, Sordariaceae. The record is from RefSeq and is a predicted model, not a curated record.
GCAGACAGUGUUAGAUGCGAUCAAAUUGACCUCUGACAUGGGUAUUCAUUACCUCUGGGUGGACGCUUUCUGCAUCAUCCAGGACGACGAAAAUGACAAAGCCGCCCAGCUCCAGCUGAUGGCUGAGAUCUAUCAAUAUGCCCUCUUCAUCGUUGUGGCUGCUGUCGGCAACGACGCCCAAGCAGGGCUUCCAGGAGUCAGCAUACCAAGGGAAGCUAUUCAACAAAACGUUUUGGUGAAAAAAGCAGAAAGUCCAGAACUGGUGUUCAUUACAUACCACCAGGGGCUGCAUCCAAGUAUCCAUUGCGGCGCUUGUUCAUGCUCUCUAUCCAUACUCCCAGAUAAAGCAGUCGGGUAUGUACCAUGAACAGGGGAGGAGAUAGGGCAAGCCAGGGGAAUCGGCUCAAUCGAGUCGCUGGACUGGAAAGCAGGAGUUCAAGUCACUAUGGGCAGUCUUUGUG